AGUACGAUGUUGACGGGCGCGUCCUUGCGUCGUCCAGUGCCUUCUACUCUAACUCCUUUCCCACUCAACUCUAGUAGUAUGAGGUUCCCUCAGACAUACGACCCCGAAUCCCCAUCGAAAGCCUAUCUACAGGGAGAGGAUGCGAGGGUGCAGGAGGAAAUCAUGGCGUUGGAGAAGCGAAUCAGGCACAUGGAGGAUAUUUACUGGAAUUCGCAUCCACCAUCAUACAGGUCGGCCUGAAAUAUCUCCUCUUCCAACGCUAUAUCUUUGGAUGUAUGAUCUCCAAGUGUACUUUACCGAUCAGACUCGAGUGGUCAUACAUAGUCUAGCAACGGAAAAUGGCACUUGGCCAUGUUUACUACCGUCAGUAAUGACGGCGAACAUCUCGUACAGCUCCGAUCAACAUUGUCAUUCAUCUGGCAGUCAACAACGUGAAGCCCGUUCAAAAUUUCCCCAUCUAUCGACUCCUAUGAACUCUCCAUUCUUCCAACUGUGUACCUUACUGGUGCUCAUUCCAUUAGUGUUGACCCUAGAUAUCACGCUGGACGGAGCUCCGGUGGCCUUCAAAAGCACGCCAGUAGUCUUGCACAGGAUGCAGGACGAUCCUCCCGACUUCAUUCUUGGUGCAUUCUUGAUCCACACCGACGAAUCGUUGAUGGUAGCAACGACGACUCAGGCUGUGAAUAAUUUCAUAGCGGACCUAACCGCCUUUAUGACCUUCAAUUAUACAAGUACAUCUGACAAGGACUGUAUCCUGAUCGCUUGGAUUCCGGGGACUGAGCCUCAUAACCAAUUUACUCAAAGCGAGCCGUUUUCAGUGGGAAGCAAACCCAGAACGGCUACGUCAAGCUUCGAAUCAAUACCGGCAGAACCAACAUUCAAGUCGAAUUCUAGUACUACUCCCAAUCCUACCACACCCAGUCCUUUUCCGUCAGUGGUAGGCUCCGAGUCGAUAACAUCUAAUGUUCCUCCUGAACACGUAUCACGCGCGGGCGCGAUUGUGGGAGGCGUCCUUGGCUCAGUGCUUGUCCUUGGGUGCAUGGUUUCCACGGCUAUAUAUGUCUUUAUUCGGAGGCGGAGACCUAGAGGCAGCCACAUCAUUGCUUCAUCCUCAGGGCAACCCAGCGCCAACUCUGACUCCAUUUACACUGAGAUCUAGUAAUGUGGGUUUCCAUCAGGGACGCGAUACUGUCGAAGCUCAAGAGUCUGUAUUGGAAACGUCGGCCCGUUUAGAGGCGGAGAAUGCGAGGAUGCGAGAGGAGAUCGCGGCGUUGCGGUGGGAUGAUCAGAUCAGACGCAUGGAGGCUGGAUACGAGGCUCUGCCUCCACCAUCUUACAGGUCUGCCUCGAGUUACUCUCCUCCUAACGUUU
Molecule: messenger RNA, 1371 nt
Organism: Desarmillaria tabescens
Lineage: Eukaryota; Fungi; Basidiomycota; Agaricomycetes; Agaricales; Physalacriaceae
Exons: 4
Coding region: 140-1159 (339 amino acids)
Source: RefSeq, a predicted model, not a curated record